Molecule: messenger RNA, 789 nt
Organism: Microplitis demolitor
Lineage: Eukaryota; Metazoa; Arthropoda; Insecta; Hymenoptera; Braconidae
Product: nucleolin-like
Exons: 1
Coding region: 1-789 (262 amino acids)
Source: RefSeq, a predicted model, not a curated record
AUGGGGGAUAACGACGUGUUUUCUACAGAUCCUCCGGUUGCCGGUGAAGAAAUUGAAAAGGAAAAAGAACCGCCAGAUGAAGAAACAACUGCUGCGGAUGAUGCUGAGGAAGAGAAGGCAGUCCGCUUGAUGAAUGCUAAGUAUCUAUUGUUGGAAGCUGAAAAGAGUGCAGCUGACGACAGCGAAGAUACACCAAAAGCUGUUGAUCGACAAAAAUUUCGCGAAGAACUGCGAAGAGCAGCCGAUCGAUUCGAAAAAUUUUUGGCAACCCGACCUGAAACAGAAAAAAGGUUCGAAAAACGUCCUACGGCGCGACCAGAGGAUUAUAUCAAUCUACUCCCUGCGCCUAGCCCUGAAGUGGUAGAAGAAGUCAAAAAAUUUCUCCACACAAGCCGUCUUCCUUACGAAUAUGAGGAAGAAGUGUCGACUGAUUCAGAGGAGGAAGAUGAAGAACAAGAAGAUGAAUUUCUCCGAGAAAACUCAGACACGGAAAUCGAAGACGAUGACACUAGUCUGGCCAGCAUACCCGACAGAGAGGUGCAGGUAGAAAUUACCCCUGCAACUCCAGAACAAGCGAAUCAAUCUACCAACUUAAGAGAGCAAUAUUUAACAAUUGGAGUAGAUCCAGCGACUCCUAUCUGGCAAAGAACACUUCUUAGACCCGUACAAGACGUUUACGAAGACCUUGAAUAUGACGGUCCUUCGAAAACUUUUUAUUGGAAAAGGAAGUUGAAGGCAGUAGACAACAAUGUGCCAUCAUACCAAGACCUUCAACAUGUCAAACUUUAA